Molecule: messenger RNA, 993 nt
Organism: Daphnia carinata
Lineage: Eukaryota; Metazoa; Arthropoda; Branchiopoda; Diplostraca; Daphniidae
Product: elongation factor 1-delta-like
Exons: 6
Coding region: 107-913 (268 amino acids)
Biological process (GO): translational elongation
Cellular component (GO): eukaryotic translation elongation factor 1 complex; cytosol
Molecular function (GO): guanyl-nucleotide exchange factor activity; translation elongation factor activity
Source: RefSeq, a predicted model, not a curated record
GCUCUCGACUGUCAUAUUGGACACAGUUACAGUACAGACUACUGACACCCAAUCAUUCUUUUGCCAUUCUCUUGGUCACAUUGCCCCGUCGACAAAAGUUGGAAAAAUGGUAAACUUUAACGUAGCUGAAGCUUUGUCUCGCGAAUCAGUCUGGUAUGAGAAGUUUCGCUAUGAGGAUGCUGAACGUCAGCUUCAAGAAUACCUAGCAAAGGGUUCGUCAGGAACAUCAUCCUGUUCAGUUGUUGCUGAAAUAAUGAAAGCCAGAGAUCAAAUUAAAAACUCACUGGCUGCUGUUGAGGAUUUACCUUCCUCUGGCUCUGCCAUUCCAUCUUCUAACUUGACCAGUCGACUUCAUCAGCUGGAGCAAGAAAAUAAAGAAUUGAAAAAGGUAACUGAUGAUCUCCGUUCAUUGGUAUUGAGCUUGGAAUCAAGGGUGAAAACUUUGGAAAGCUCCAAACCUGCAUCACAAUCACAAGUUUCAACUGCUCCAAAACCAGUUGCAUCAGAAGUUAAGCCAGCUGCUGCUGAUGAUGAUGACGAUGUUGACUUGUUUGGUUCAGAUUCUGAAGAUGAAGAGGCAGAGAGAAUCAAGCAGGAGCGUGUUGCAGCAUAUGCUGCCAAAAAAUCCAAUAAACCUGCAUUGAUUGCAAAGUCCAACAUCAUUUUGGAUGUUAAACCAUGGGAUGAUGAAACUGAUAUGGCCGAAAUGGAGCGUCGGGUGCGUGAAAUCAAAUCCGAUGGCCUUCUCUGGGGCACAUCAAAACUGGUGCCACUUGCAUAUGGUAUCAAGAAACUUCAGAUUUCAACAGUGGUAGAGGAUGACAAAGUGUCUGUUGACUGGUUGACUGAAACUAUUCAAGAAAUAGAAGAUUUGGUCCAAUCGGUUGAUAUUGCGGCUUUCAACAAGAUUUAAGCAAUUUUCCAUUAAGCAAAUAUAUCUGCAAACCCUCUUCGUGAGUUGUAGAAAUAAAAAGCUAUUCCAUGGGAUUCGAA